AUGGGCUGCUUCUGCGCCGCGCCCGAGGAGUUCUACUGCGAGGUGCUGCUGCUGGACGACUCCAAGGUGGCGCUCACCACGCAGCGCCAGGGCGUCAAGAAGUCAACAAAAGGCUCAGUUGUCCUGGACCAUGUGUUUCAUCACAUAAACCUUGUGGAGAUCGAAUUUUUUGGGUUGCGGUACUGUGACCGAAGCCAUCAGACGUAUUGGUUGGAUCCUGCAAAAACCCUUGCUGAACACAAAGAACUGAUCAACACUGGACCUCCUUAUACAUUGUACUUUGGUAUUAAAUUCUAUGCUGAAGAUCCAUGUAAGCUUAAAGAAGAAAUAACCAGGUACCAGUUUUUCUUACAGGUGAAGCAGGAUGUACUUCAGGGACGCCUGCCCUGCCCUGUCAACGUUGCUGCUCAGCUGGGUGCAUAUGCCAUGCAAUCUGAACUUGGAGAUUAUGACCCAUUUAAGCAUACUUCAGGAUAUGUAUCAGAGUACCGGUUUGUUCCUGAUCAAAAGGAAGAACUUGAAGAAGCUAUUGAGAGGAUUCAUAAAACUCUGAUGGGUCAGAGUCCCUCUGAAGCAGAGCUGAAUUACUUGAAGGCUGCCAAAUCCCUGGAGAUGUAUGGUGUUGACCUCCAUCCUGUCUAUGGGGAAAAUAAAUCUGAGUAUUUCUUAGGAUUAACUCCAGUUGGAGUUGUUGUAUACAAGAAUAAAAAGCAAGUGGGGAAAUAUUUCUGGCCGCGGAUUACAAAGGUUCACUUCAAGGAGACACAGUAUGAACUCAGAGUACUGGGAAAAGAUUGCAAUGAAACCUCAUUCUUUUUUGAAGCUCGAACUAAAAGUGCUUGCAAGCAUCUCUGGAAAUGCAGUGUAGAACAUCAUACGUUUUUUAGAAUGCCAGAAAAUGAAUCAAAUUCUUUAUCAAGAAAACUCAGCAAAUUUGGAUCCAUAAGUUAUAAACACCGAUAUAGUGGCAGGACAGCAUUGCAAAUGAGUCGAGAUCUUUCGAUUCAACUUCCCAGGCCAGACCAAAAUGUGGCAAGAAGUCGAAGCAAGACUUACCCUAAGAGAAUAACCCAAACACAGCCAGUUGAAUCAAACAGCAUACAUCAAGUAACCGCAAACAUGGAGAAUGGGGAAGAUGAAGGAACAACUAAAAUUAUUGCACCUUCACCAAUAAAAAGUUUUAAGAAAGCAAAGAAUGAAAACAGUCCUGAUAGCCAAAGAAGCAAAGCACAUGCACCGUGGGAAGAAAACAGUCCUCACAGUGGACUCUAUAACUCCUCCAAUGAGCGCACCAGGUCCCCGAAGUUCCCUGCCUCACGCCGCAGGAACCCGUCUUGUGGGAGUGAUGAGUCUCUGCAGCCUGCCAGGAGAAGGAAAGCCCAUAACAGUGGUGAAGACUCUGAUCUAAAGCAAAGGAGGAGGUCACGCUCACGCUGUAACACAAGCAGUGGUAGUGAAUCAGAAAAUUCAAACCGAGAGCACCGAAAGAAGAGAAAUAGGCUGCGGCAGGAAAAUGAUAUGGUGGAUUCUGCGCCUCAGUGGGAGGCUGUGCUAAGGAGACAGAAGGAGAAAACCCAGGCAGAUCCCAACAGCAGAAGAUCCAGGCAUAGAUCCCGCUCGAGAAGUCCUGAUAUACAAGCGAAGGAAGAGUUAUGGAAGCAUAUACAAAAGGAACUUGUGGACCCUUCUGGACUGUCAGAAGAGCAAUUAAAAGAAAUCCCAUACACUAAAGUAGAGACUCAAGGGGACCCCAUCCGCAUCAGGCACUCCCACUCACCUCGGAGUCACCGCCAGUACCGCAGGUCUCAGUGUUCCGAUGGAGAGCGGUCAGUUCUCUCAGAGGUCAAUGCAAAGACUGAUCUUGUCCCUCCUCUUCCUGUGACUCGUUCCUCAGACACACAGGGAUCUGGGGGCUCCACGAUCCGUCAGAGAAGAAAUGGAUCUAAAGAUAGCCUCACUGAAGAAAAAUCUCAGACAUCUACAAGCAAUCUAUCAGGAAAGCACACGGUGAAAACAGUAAAAACAAUCCAAGCUUCACGACUCAAGACUUGAUACCAGUGGUUUGAGGUGGAAGAAAGGACCUGCCACCUUGAUUUGAAACUGUGAAUUUAAUUACUCAAGAAUCUUGGGCCUGUGCAAAAGAAAGUCAUACAUGAUUUCUUAAAGGCUUGCCUACAAGUUAUUUCUGCUUGAAUGGCCUUCCUAUUUGGUAACUGGAUAGGGUAACUUGUAAAACUCAUUCACUUGAUGCCAGCCUUUCCUUCUUGGAAACCUCAACGCCAGAUACUUCUGAUAAAAGUUCUGGAAUCCUAAAAUGCAGCAAAAUAGCUGUGCAAUAGCAUACCAAGUGUGAUUUAGGCUCUCCAGGCUCUUGUUGGGUCUUAACCUGUGCAAGAUGCAUCCUGGAGCACCACUUGCAUACUGCAGUAUUUUUACUCUUUUGUAAUACUGUGUUUUAUGGCAUCAGGUUCUACCAGUUGUCACACAUGGAAGAGCCUUGUUUGUAAAUGUUGCUUUGUAUUUGUGUCCUUGUUUCAUGUUUUCAGGAAAAACCUGUCGAUUUCAAUUGGUCUCAAACUCAUAAAAUCAUUUAAAAAGC
Suncus etruscus (white-toothed pygmy shrew) is the source of this 2599-nucleotide messenger RNA. It is a transcript of the gene EPB41L4A, whose product is annotated as erythrocyte membrane protein band 4.1 like 4A. The coding region runs from base 1 to 2052 and encodes 683 amino acids. The transcript is spliced from 23 exons. NCBI's taxonomy places the organism in Eukaryota, Metazoa, Chordata, Mammalia, Eulipotyphla, Soricidae. The record is from RefSeq and is a predicted model, not a curated record. Gene Ontology annotation, cellular component: cytoskeleton.